AUGGUUAAAAAAGAUAACAUAUGGGUAUUAUGUAAAUUAUAUUUAGACGAAAAAAAUACACAGCUAAAUAAAUUACAAGAAGAUGACAUAUUCAAAAUAAUACAAAACUCAAAUACACUCUUGUCUGUUUUAAUUAAAGAAGAAUUUGAAAAGAAUGCUCUUAUAUUUUAUGGAAAAAUAUUUAAAACAAUACUUUUUAAUCCUUUCAGUAUCAUUUUUGCAAAUCUAGAAUUGCGAAUUUUUAUAAUAAAAACUAGUAACAAAUUCAAAAAGGAAAUUGAAAUUUUAACAAAAUUUGUAACCGUCUGUGAUUACUUAAAAGUUGAAAUAUUAUACAUAGGUGUAACCCUAAACAAAUGUAAAAGAUUUCUGACGGAUUUAUUUAUAAAACUAAAAAUUGAAGAAAAUAUCCCUUGCAUAAUGAAGGAAUUCGAAAACUGUUCUUAA
This is a messenger RNA of Plasmodium reichenowi, 447 nucleotides long. RefSeq lists its product as hypothetical. The transcript is spliced from 6 exons. NCBI's taxonomy places the organism in Eukaryota, Apicomplexa, Aconoidasida, Haemosporida, Plasmodiidae. The record is from RefSeq and is a predicted model, not a curated record. The coding region runs from base 1 to 447 and encodes 148 amino acids.